Messenger RNA from Neogale vison (American mink), 963 nucleotides. Its product is annotated as CMRF35-like molecule 5. The record is from RefSeq and is a predicted model, not a curated record. Gene Ontology annotation, molecular function: transmembrane signaling receptor activity. NCBI's taxonomy places the organism in Eukaryota, Metazoa, Chordata, Mammalia, Carnivora, Mustelidae. The coding region runs from base 66 to 614 and encodes 182 amino acids. The transcript has 3 exons. Gene Ontology annotation, cellular component: plasma membrane.
AGUUCCAGUCUCUGAGGGCAGCGGGCAUCAGCUGAGCAGCAGGUAGACAACCCAGGCAGCAGGAUAUGUGGCUGCUCUUGGUUCUCUUCCUUCCCGUCGUCCAAGGCUCUGCCCUAAGAGCAGUGUCCAGUGCAGUGAGUGGACCACUGCAGGGCUCACUGACCGUGCAGUGUCGCUAUGAACCCGGGUGGGAGACCUACCAUAAGUGGUGGUGUCAAGGAGCCAAGUGGAGUGACUGCCAUAUCCUCGUUCAAACCGACGGAUCAGAGCAGGAAGUGAAGGGUGACCGAGUGUCCAUCAAGGACAACUGGAAAUCACGCACAUUCACCGUGACCAUGGAGGACCUCAGGUGGAACAGUGCAGACACUUAUUGGUGUGGGAUCGAGAAGUCUGGAACGGACCUUGGGGUCGAUGUUAAAGUGACCAUUGACCCAGUGACCGUGCAGUGUCACUACGGCCCGGGUUGGGAGACCUUUGUGAAGUCGUGGUGUCCGGACACGGAUUUGAAUAGCUGCCGCAUCCUUGUUCAAACCACCGGACCUGAGCUGAGGAAGAACCAGCUUUCCAUUGAUCAGAAGAAGCGCACAUUCUCCAUGACCAUUUGGGGCGAGUGAAACAAGUUCUGAGAACAAUCCGCUGUGUUCUGAAGAGUUGCUUCCCAGGCAUUUUAUAGUAGGGCAACGCUGCUCACUCCGGAAAUCUAGAGUAUAGAGAAGGCUCUAACCUUAGAACUCCUCCAUAAGUUCCUGCUUUGCUUUUCUUGAGGCACAUUUCAAAAUACCUACUUGGAGUUGAGCCCAGGAAUAAUCAGUGACCUCUGUCCCAACCCUGGUGUAAGUAAGAGGACCUGCCAUCCUGCUCUGGGGCUCCUGCUCCCUCAUGGUCUGGGACGGAGGACCGCCCUUCCCAGGCUCACUGGGCGCCUCUCCCCUACCGUUCUAAGCAAUAAAUGUUGUGACUCUC